Vigna radiata var. radiata (mung bean) is the source of this 1401-nucleotide messenger RNA. RefSeq names its product WAT1-related protein At3g18200-like. The record is from RefSeq and is a predicted model, not a curated record. Gene Ontology annotation, molecular function: transmembrane transporter activity. The transcript has 7 exons. Lineage: Eukaryota; Viridiplantae; Streptophyta; Magnoliopsida; Fabales; Fabaceae. The coding region runs from base 26 to 1135 and encodes 369 amino acids. Gene Ontology annotation, cellular component: plasma membrane.
AAGUUUCGUACAACAUUCUUAAGCUAUGUCUAACAAUGAAGUUGCAUCUGGGAUGAUUUAUGUGAAAUUCAGGCCUCACCUUCUUAUGUUAUUCAUUCAGAUGCUUCUGUCGUUUCUCUAUUUUCUUGUAGAGGCUUCAUUAAGCAAAGGGAUGAACCCUCAUGUCUUUGUUACCUAUAGGCACGUUAUUGGGGGCAUAGCUGUGCUUCCUUUUGCUUAUGUUCGUGAAAGAAAAUUAUGGCCAAAGUUGACUAUGACAAUGUUCAUUGAGCUAUUUUUUCUUUCCCUCUUCGGGACCAGUCUUACCCUGAACAUGUUUUUCGCAAGCUUGAAAUAUACCACUCCUUCCUUUGAUGCAUCCAUGACUAACACAAUCUCAUCCCUUACUUUUAUACUUGCAGUUGCACUCAGAUUAGAGGUUGUUGAUGUUAAGAAGCCUCGUGGAGUGGCUAAAGUUUUUGGAACCCUGUUAUCUUUGAUUGGUGCAUUGAUAAUGACUUUGUAUAAAGGGCAUACGAUACAAAGCUUACGGGGUGCCCCGUUCCACGUCAGAGGCAAUUUUGUUCAUAAUAACUGGAUUAAAGGAUCACUUUUGUCUGGUGCAAGUUGCAUAUCAUGGUCUUUAUGGUUCAUACUACAGGCAGUCAUAGCGAAGAAAUAUCAAGCACAACUGUCUCUAACAGUUUGGAUAAAUUGCAUGGGUGCAGCACAGUCUGCCAUCUUCGCUGUAAUCGUGGAACACAGACCUAGAGCAUGGCUCAUUACAUCCACUGUGGAACUCUGUUGCGUUUUUUAUGCUGGAGCUAUAUGUGGUGGUUUUGUUAUAUUCAUCCAAUUCUGGACUGCAGAACAAAAAGGGCCAGUCUUUGUCAGUAUGUUUAAUCCCCUUGGAACAAUUUUGGUGGCUAUCUUAGCAUAUUUUCUAUUUGGUGAACAACUCCACACAGGCAGUUUAUUGGGAGUAGUGUUUGUGAUAAUUGGUCUAUACUUGCUGUUAUGGGGAAAAGAAAGUGAUCGAGAUUACAACUCACAGGAAUCUUCAGCAACAGAUGUUGAGCAGAGAGAAUGUAAGACACAAAUAAAGAUUUCGGAGCAAGAGGUACCGCAGAGGAACUUAUCACAGGACACCAAUUAACGGACGCAUGAUCCUAACAUUGCCCAAAACUAAUUAUUCUAACAAUAAGAUGCUUUUUGCUCUACGAUUGCUAGUUGUUUGUUGACUGCACAACCCCAAAAGCGUAAUUAGACGGCACGAUCACUUACUGAUUAUUAAAUGUAACUUUAGGAAUAAAACAUGACCCAGAGACAAAGUGGUAAAUUAAAUUCCUAUUAUUGAAAUAUUUAUAAAAUGUUGCCAACCUAUGACAGAUUUGAGCUUUCAUAAAGUAUUAGUAGACUUCG